This is a messenger RNA of Nelumbo nucifera (sacred lotus), 1293 nucleotides long. The record is from RefSeq and is a predicted model, not a curated record. Lineage: Eukaryota; Viridiplantae; Streptophyta; Magnoliopsida; Proteales; Nelumbonaceae.
AUGGAGUUGGGAUUAUUCUACAGAGCUGGUCUUGCAUACCAGCCAAUGUUUUCAUUGGGAAAUUGCUCCAACCCCAAUUCUGGUGAUGGGUUUUCUCAAGAAGCUUCCUCAUUAAAACGAUAUUCCCAAGAUCUUCACCAUGCUCAUCAUUUUCCUGGUGAUGGGUCAUCAUCAAUCAUGACAUAUGGAUUUCCAAUUCCACGGUUCGAUCAGGUGGGAACAACAGCAAGUGGGUAUUCAAAAAACUUGAGAGUAUUCGAGUCUAAGCCUUUUGUAGAAAAUGGUGGAGAUGUAGUCAUGGAGUCAUUUCAGAGUAAGAGCUUAUUGAAUUAUGAUCAGAGAACUCCAGGGAGCUACAUGGCAGAAAAAGAUAUAAGUCAUCAGCCACAAAAUCUUGGAGAAACCGAGUCGACUAAUUUGGGGUUGCCAUAUGAAGCUCCAUGCAUCGUCCCUGCUGACAAUGGAUUGCAUAGGAAAGUUGGCUUAAACAAGAGGAGAGUGUCAGUAAGAAAAACAGGCAAACUUGAUGAGAGAAACAAGGUAGUUAAAGCACAAUGGACCAAUGAAGAAGACAGAGUACUAGUCGAGUUGGUGAAGCAGUAUGGAAUGAGAAAAUGGUCUUAUAUUGCUCAACAAUUGAACGGGAGGAUAGGAAAACAGUGUCGAGAGAGAUGGUACAAUCAUCUGAGACCUGAUAUCAAGAAAGAAAUAUGGACGGAGGAAGAGGACAGAAUUCUAGUGCAAGCCCAUGCAGAAUUAGGAAACAAAUGGGCAGAAAUUGCAAAAAGAUUGCCAGGAAGGACUGAAAACUCCAUAAAAAACCAUUGGAAUGCAACCAAAAGAAAGCAAUUAUCAAAGAGACAAUAUUGCCGAGGUUCAAAAUAUGCAAAAUCAAGCUCACUCUUACAAGACUACAUUAAGAGCUUAGCUGCAGCAUCUUCGGCCGGGACGGAUUACAUACAACAAGACGAGUAUCUCACCCACUCAAACAUGCCAUCUAUUCAAACCAUGAUCACAUCAUCACCAACUGAUGAACAAGAGACCAAAGAUUAUUGUGCUGGUGAUCGGUUAGUCCCUGCAGCUUUUGAUUUAGACUUCGACAUGCCGGAUUAUUUUUCUUUUGAUGCAAAACUGCUUGAUGAUAGAUGCAGCAUUGAAUCUUUGUUUGAGGAGAUGCUCUGUGUAUCUGUUGUGGAUGAGAAAAGUUGGAAGAUGGAGAGGCCUCUGCCUCUGGACUGUGAAGCGAAGAGGGAGAUGGAUUUGGUGGAGAUGAUCACUCAAGGCAACCAUUAA